ACAACUUGCACGUCAUUGCGUUAGUGUGGGCGAGUUUUUUCCUUUCUGUCUGGUUAGAGGUUCGUUCCAUGCCACAUGAUGCUAUUCAUCCGGGUCCUUUUAUGUGGUGCUUUAUUUUUAGCGAAUGCUUCAGCGGCUCUGAAAAUUGGAGCUUCAGAGACGUCAACGCCAGCUCUCAUCGAACAAAUUUACCGGCCACGUUUGAUAAACAUGCUUCAGCGCGACUCUUGCAACGACGUGAGAGGAUGGGACUUAUCAGAGACGCAUCCCGCCUACCAGGAAUGCAAAGACGCGGCGACUGGAUUCAACUCUCUUCCAGAAGGCGUUAGAACUCGCUGCACUUACACGAUCAGACCAAAGUGCCGCGGAUUCCCAAAGAAGGUUUGCUCUGUCCUGAUCGUCAGGUCUCUCCUUAACCCUUGUCGCUGGGGCCUCGGGCUUCAGGGAAGGACCGUCUCCCUGGCUUGGUGCGCGCAACCGUUGAAUUUGGGCAACAACGGUGGUAAUCAGGCUAAUCAGGCUGAUGAUGCUGAUCCCCCGGCUAUUCCAGGUUUCGCCAAUAUUCCCGGUUUUGAUGAGGUUGGGCGUAAAUAGAGUUUUUCAGGGGCUGAAAUUACGUAACGCUCUAAGGGGUGGCUGGGUCUUCAUAAUUUGGUGACCGAGCGUGGCCAAGUGUGGGAUGUGUCAAGCACAGCGUUACGUAACAGCGUGUGGAUGGAUUUCAAUUUCCUUUUCUUUUCUUUUUAUGUUCUAUAUAUGCUAGUUUGUUUGUUUAAUUAAGUUUUGUCUCUUGAAACACUGAUCCUUGUCAGCGAGAGAACCUACUAUGCCAUCCCCCACUCUCCGGUGAAAAAAUUUCUUUCGAGUUUAUUGUAGUAAGUUGAAGUAAAUGUAACGUAAUUAUUUUAGGGGUGUUUGGACCAGCGUUACGAUCGCGUUACAAAGGGUGGGUGGGUGUCAAUAAAUCGGAAAAAGUCCGUUACGCUAGUUUUGAAUGGCCCCUCAUAGGAUACACCCAAACGAGGGCUUCAGAUCAAGCCGAAGGGGCGAAAUGACACUUCCAUGAGUCUGCCCUAUGCGUAGCGGUUGGCUGGGGGCAGACUCCUGGUUUUACAUAGGAUUAGGUGUAGUCCAUUUUGCAACGGAGAGACAAUACUUCUGGCUGGUUCAUGGCAGUACCUAUCUCCAAAGAAGACAUGCAAUUUACAUU
Molecule: messenger RNA, 1210 nt
Organism: Bemisia tabaci
Lineage: Eukaryota; Metazoa; Arthropoda; Insecta; Hemiptera; Aleyrodidae
Source: RefSeq, a predicted model, not a curated record